This is a messenger RNA of Rosa chinensis, 1670 nucleotides long. RefSeq names its product transcription factor BHLH089. Gene Ontology annotation, cellular component: nucleus. Gene Ontology annotation, biological process: regulation of DNA-templated transcription. The record is from RefSeq and is a predicted model, not a curated record. The transcript is spliced from 6 exons. Gene Ontology annotation, molecular function: DNA-binding transcription factor activity; protein dimerization activity. Lineage: Eukaryota; Viridiplantae; Streptophyta; Magnoliopsida; Rosales; Rosaceae. The coding region runs from base 433 to 1275 and encodes 280 amino acids.
AAUAGUGAUCUUGAUCGACGGAGGAGAAGCGACGGGAAAGGCGCAUAACAAGGAGUGAGAGAGAAGAAAAGAAGAAAGCAAGAGACAGAGAAACGCUGGAGGCUCCGAGAAAAGCUCCCCCUCUCUCUGGAAUGAAGUGGAGUGUCUCAGUGACUUGAGUCUCGCUUCCCGAGGUCGCUGUCGAGUUCCCAAACAGUGUGAAGCAAAAAAAAAAAAAAAAAAGAGACAAAGAAAACUUACAAUCUCCACUGUCCAAGGAGAUCACGCAGCUAAACUUAACUUCGUUUCUCUACUCUCUUCUAUCUAUCGCUUUCGGAUCUCUAACUUAUUAAAAGGGUUCUCCAUUUUAAGUAGUAUUUGAACCCGAAACAGCUACGUACGUUGGUUUGCUGAGGUGUUUGUGGAUGCGAGUUAUUGUUCUGAGAUCGGUUAAUGGAUCCGCCGGUGUCGCUGGUGAAUGAAUGCUCGUACUCCAACGGCAAUGCGACGUCGUAUAAUCUCUCGGAGAUCUGGCAGUUCCCGAUGAACAGCGCCGGCGCCGGCAUGGGAGGGGGACUGGGGCUGCGGAGGCCGAGUUUCGGGCAGUUUGGGGACGUUUCGGGGGCGAUUCGGGACGUUUUGGGCGGUGGUGAUCCGAGUCCGAUGAGUUUGGACCACCGAGCGAGGAAGAGGCGCGAUGCUGAGGAUGAGUCGUCGCCGAAAAGCAGCGGCAAUAUUGGCGCGAACGGUUGUGAUGGGAAACGGCUUAAAACAGCGGGAAGGUGUGGAGAUGAGAAUCUUGAGGCCAAAGCUGAGGCGGAAACGAGUUCAGGGAAGCCUGUGGAGCAGAACACUCAGCCGCCGGAUCCACCUAAGCAGGACUAUAUCCAUGUACGAGCAAGAAGGGGUCAAGCUACUGAUAGUCACAGUCUUGCAGAAAGAGCUAGAAGAGAAAAGAUUAGCGAAAGGAUGAAAAUUCUCCAAGAUCUGGUCCCUGGUUGUAAUAAGGUUAUUGGGAAAGCACUGGUCCUUGAUGAGAUAAUUAAUUAUAUCCAAUCAUUGCAGCGUCAAGUGGAGUUCCUGUCUAUGAAGCUUGAAGCAGUUAAUACAAGAAUGACUCCUGCCAUCGAGGUGUUUCCUUCUAAAGAAAUCAAAUUAUCAUCUCAGUUUGGUCAGCAGACAUUCGACACUGCUGCAAUGGCAUUCGGUACACAACCUCCAAGGGAAUAUAGCCGUGGAUCUUCACCAGAAUGGUUACAUAUGCAAGUUGGUGGCGGUUUUGAAAGAACAACAUAGCCCAGAAAAAUCCUCUUCAACUGGGAAUAAAAGUAUCAAGACAAUUCUUCCUACUUCAGUAGCUGUCAAAGAAAGUAUACCAUGAUAUGUCAAAUCAAUGCAAGACCUUAUUUUCAUUUUCUACAUCAGGCAUGGAGUUAUGAUACUGUCUACAGAUCUGCUUAAGUUGGUAACUGAACUUCUCCAUUUGUUUGUGUGUUGGGAAAAUGAACUGUUUAACUUUAUAUAUAUAGCGAGCUACACAUUCUUCUCCAUAUAAAUACGCAAACAACCACAGGGAAUGAGUACUGUUCUUGUAAAAGUAUGUUGCUUGUUCCAUAUUUCUGAUGCUCACAUCUUGUGUAAACAUUGUUUUAACAUUGAUUGGUUAUCAAGCUGGAACCACGAUAAAUAAA